This is a messenger RNA of Cyclopterus lumpus (lumpfish), 3225 nucleotides long. RefSeq names its product TraB domain containing (gene trabd). NCBI's taxonomy places the organism in Eukaryota, Metazoa, Chordata, Actinopteri, Perciformes, Cyclopteridae. Bases 100 to 1218 code for a protein of 372 amino acids. The transcript is spliced from 10 exons. The record is from RefSeq and is a predicted model, not a curated record.
GCGGCUGUCAGAUUCAGCCGAGCACUGUAACGCUGCUGCUGUACUGGCGAGGAGCACACCGACACACAGGCUGGCUUGCUCACUUUCAGUGCUUCAAACAUGGACCAAGACAACAGUUCAGAGGAUGAGUCAGUCAGCCCAUCGGAGGACCCAUCAGAAGAGGAACUGCCUUGUCUACCUUCAGGGCAAUCGGACGGUGAAACAAUGGAGCUGCUUUGGCAGUUGCGAUCGCAGCGCCGCCAGUCGUCCCCUGAGCUCCCAGAGACAGUGACCCGUCUUACUGCCCCUGAUGGCAGCCUCCUAUACCUGGUGGGCACUGCCCACUUUAGUGACAGCAGCAAAAAGGAUGUGGCCAUGACAAUCCGCGCUGUGCAGCCAGACGUUGUGGUGGUGGAGCUGUGCCAGUACAGGGUGUCUAUGCUUAAGAUGGAUGAGAAUACACUGCUGAGGGAAGCCAAAGACAUCAGCCUGGAUAAGGUUCAGCAGGCCAUUAAACAGAAUGGGCUGAUGUCCGGCCUCAUGCAGAUUCUCCUGCUCAAAGUUUCAGCUCACAUCACAGAGCAACUGGGUAUGGCUCCUGGAGGAGAGUUUAGGGAGGCCUUCAAAGAGGCUGGACAAGUGCCAUUCUGUAAAUUUCACCUUGGGGACAGGCCGAUCCCUGUGACGUUCAAGAGGGCCAUUGCAGCUCUCAGUUUGUGGCAGAAGGCCCGUCUGGCGUGGGGUCUUUGCUUUCUGUCAGAUCCAAUCAGUAAAGAAGACGUAGAGAAGUGCAAACAGAAGGACCUGCUUGAACAGACCAUGUCGGAGAUGAUCGGCGAGUUUCCCGCUCUCCACCAGACCAUCGUGGCUGAAAGAGACAUCUACCUCACGCACACCCUCCGCCAGGCUACGCGCUGUGUGGAGCCACCCCAUAAUGCUCAGAGUGCGUAUUCAACUGAAGUGCCUGCUGUGGUGGUGGGAGUUGUCGGGAUGGGUCACGUCCCUGGCAUAGAAAAAAACUGGGAGAAACAGCUCAACAUACAUGAAAUCAUGAUUGUUGCUCCUCCCUCACGUUUUGGCUGGGUGCUGCGCGCGGCCGUAAAGGGUGUCGUGGUGGGAGUGCUUGGAUAUGCCUGCUACCGUGCUGGAGGGAGUAUAGGUAGAGCCCUCCUGUCUUUACCUGCAGUCCAAUCUUUACUGGAGACUCUACGGCCGCCCUGUGCUCUCAGCCAACAGUGACACGACCUUUGACUAUUGAAACAAUGCAUUUUUCACCAGUAGCCUUAAAAACCGGAGGUGAGGCUGGAGGAAUGGUUUCACCAGUCCACACUCUGAACUAACAAGGAUUUCAGGGGGUUAAGAGCCUCCCAGCUCGCAUGUCCCUGUAGAUGCAGCAGGGCCGUACUGCCAAAUAAACCACGACAGUACUCUCGUUUUCUUCCAGAUUUUGUGAAAAUCCUGCAUUUUGUAAGGUUUACAAAUGCCAAUAAUAUCUUGUGAAUGCAUUUCCAACUCCCCCACCUUAACUUUAAAUGAAUACAUUUCUAUUUGACAAGUAUCAUCAGAAUCAUCUUCAGUCACGUGCCCUGAUGUGACUGAGCCAUUUUCCAGGAGGCACUAACGCUGUACUCGUAUUCCUUUCUCCUUUCUGGUGCCUGACAGCAAUUUCGGUAAUUGGCCCAUUUCAAGUCCAGCAUUUUAUAAAAGAGUCAUGUACUGUAUGGAUGGGGAAAAGAAAGUACAAUAUCAAGUCAGUCACUAUACUCGUAAAUACAAUCUAGGAAUAAUCUUGGUGCAUGGAGUGACCCUUUUUAUAUGAGAUAAAUGUCGGAAUUCGAAGGCUGAUCGUCUUCAUUUAAAAAAAAGCUUCUAUUUGAAAUGCACAUCCUUACAUAUGUACGUAAGACAAAAGUAUUUCCCAUGUGCACGGUCCUGUCCACAUCAACAGACAAGUGCCUCAUGUGGCAGCAGUAAGGGCUAAUGGCAAAAAUAUGUAUAUGCGUCUUACACGUACUACAACCAAAUGGUCAAUGCAAUUUUCUAUUAUUCUGUCUUUAUAUAAUUAUAUGAUGGACUUUUUUUCUUUUCUUUUUUAUAAAUCCAGUUUCCCUUAAAAUUGCCCAUCUACUUUGUGUGAUGCAGGAUGCAGGCUUAAUGUGCCUCAGGAUGAGCAAUGCAUUUGUCUUGUAUAUUUAAUUGUAUCGCAGUAUAAAGCACGCAUUGGCUUGAACCGGCUCUAUCUGUGAGUAAGUUGUUCAUACUUGAACCAAAAUGAUGCAUCUUGUACAGAAAGACAUCUCUCAGAAACCUCCACAUGAGAACAUCUGUAAUUCAGCGCACCAGCUGUUUGUACUUUUAUGAUAAAUAUCCAGUUGGAUCGUUGAAUUGGAUAGAGAUGAUAGAAAAGUAAUUGGUUUAUUUCCUUCCGAGUUUUCGAACUUGACUGUAAUGAUUUCUCAGCAGAACUUUGUGAUUAGCUUGUUUUGACUACUGUGACAGAAAGAGAUCGUUUAGGUUGGUCAGAGUUUGGAGGUAAAGCCUUACACUGCUAUCGCUGCUGCCUUUGACCCUCAGAUGACCAACACUAACCUGUAUCCACAGUACAGAGCUUCUUAUUGCACGUGUACAAAACAGAAAGACAUCCCGGGAGCUUCAUGUGGAAGAUGACCUAACAAAUCAAACGUUCUGAAGGCAUUAACAAGUCUGCAAUGGCACAAACCAACAUCCUUUUCCAAGUAUUCCUUAUCUUACUUUUGAGUGAUUUUAUGUACAGUACUGGAAUUAUUCAGAUUUAAUUCUAAGAGCUAUGGCAGUAGAUCAUUUGCUGUCUUUUGUUUGUGAAAUGGUCCAAUGGACUAAUAUGGGACUUGAGUUAAAGAAGCAUUACCACUCAUAAAGUCCUCCACACAUCAAACUAACUCAGAUCUGUCUUCCAAUUGAUGAACCAUUUAUCUUGCUUAAGAGAUGAGGAUGUUGGGAACAGCUGUCGUCGUGACUCCCUCAGCAGUCUAACGCAUUCUAGCUUGAACAUUAUGUGUCUGUCUGUCUCCCAUGUUAUGUCCAAAGGUUUAUUCUAUUGUAUGUUGGAGAAUUGCCAAGAGAAAACUGUAUGAAUGCCGGUAUUCACUCCAGGAUUUGUUUCCCUGUGUUCUUGUGUGGUAUUGUCAUCGUCACCAAACAUUAAAUCCUAACUUCUGUAAUGAAUUGUGAAACCAUUUUAAGUAAAGAUAAACUCUAUUUACUUCA